AUGCCUCCUGAUAUUGGCGAGGGCUGGGAGUCUCAUUUCUCUAUGAACCGAGUGCACUCUCAAGGUUCAAGCGUCAUGUCGCAUACUCAACCACACAGCCGUCCAGGCACGGCUGAUCCAUUGCGGUCUCGAUCAAAUACUGCGGUGUCGAAGGGCCCUCGUCGCCCACGUUCCAGAGGGUCCACCGCUAGCAUUCAUUCUAGCACGACACAACAAACCCAAGAGCACAUGGGCGAUAACUUUUCUCCCUUUAUAGCACCUCAAACCGGCCCAGGUAACAACAUGUUCAAUUCGAACCCUGAAGAUAUGAUCAUGCGCUUCGGUCAGCAGCUGGCUCAUUCAAAUAGUGGAGGAUCCCUUGAGGUGGCUAUGCAUGAUACUCAUGGCAAUGUGAUGCCCCGACCAGAGGACUAUCAUGGACUCCCAAAUUCAGUACCCGAAAUGGUUCCUCAUGGUCUUCACAAUUUACCGGUCAAUCAUUAUGGUCACCUUUAUGACACUAGUGCACUCGACACUCAAAUGUCAGAGCGAACAGGCGACGAAAAUGAGAAUUCAGAGGCCGGUUCUCGGAAGAAGCGAGGAUCUACAUCAACCGUAGCUAAUGACAACGAAUUGAGGAAGCUGUUGCGUCAGUAUGAGGGCUUCACAUUGAAGCAAAUGGCUGCUGAAGUCCAAAAGCACGAGGGUGCUGGGGGUAAGUCGGAAAAGGUGAAACAGGUCUUUGCUAUGGUGUGGUUGAAGGAAAACUGCAGAAAAAAUAGUGGAUCUGUUCGACGAGAUCGUGUUUACUGUUGUUACGCAGAAAGAUGCGGAAGUGAACAUGUUUCCGUUUUGAAUCCAGCUUCUUUUGGAAAGCUUGUUCGAAUCAUUUUCCCUAACGUUCAGACUCGUCGAUUGGGCGUUAGAGGUGAAUCAAAAUAUCACUACGUUGAUCUCACAGUCAUCGAGGAAAAGCAGCAACCUAUUGCUAGCCAGAAUCCUCAAUAUCAAUCCUUGAAUGGGCAGAUUAAUAGAGAUGGAAGCUUAGACUCUUCAAUACGGCCGCGCAGUGUUAGUAUCUCUCAGCCGCCGGCUGAUACAGCCGUGUUUCCAUCUCCUACCACUUCUUUUACACCCAAGUUCUUGGUAGUUCCAACUAGCGCAGGAUGCAUCUGUGAUUCAGAGGCUCAAUCCAAAGCUGAUGCGAUUAUCACACUCGAAAAUGUUGCUAAACAGAGCGGACGAAUGAUGCACCAAAUGCUUUCAUUUCCAUCCUCUACUACACCGCCUGUCGACAACGAGUCCUUACGAUUACCCGAUAUUGCCUCUUAUCUCCCCGCAAACGCAGACUCAAAAGUUGCAGAUGCGCUGGCUGCACUGUAUCGAACUCAUUGCAUUUCGGUCAUCGAUAGUUUUCGGUUUUGCAAAGAACGCAACCUAUUUCGAUACUUUUCUGCAUUCCACGGCACGUUGACUGUUCCUGUACAGAAACUCCUCAUCCAUCCCAACCUUGCUCCUUGGAUUAAGGAAUGUGACUGGUUGAUGUAUCAAAAAAUGAUAGAAUUCCUUGCUCCUUUGACUACCCAGGUUGUGCCACAGCCAGUGCUCGACGCGUUUGGCUCUAUUUCACGACGUCUCGCAAAUCACAUCUCUGACACUUUCAAAUCUCAACCCGUCCAUGUAUCACUGGCGAGGUUAGCUCCAGCACAUGUUUUUUGCAAUCUUCUCAAACAUAUGCUUGAUGUCAACCAGGCUGCCAAUGCAGCAGCAGCAUGGCUCUGCCAUCCAGAUAAUCGAAAUCAGAUGUGGCUUGAUUUCGCUACCUUUGUGGAUCCCAAAGAAAUGAUCCUGAAAGCGAACAUUCCAUUCUGCUCUGAGGAUACAACCGAAAAAAUAUUGAAAUACGACGUUCGUGCACUUUUGACACCAUUGGACAAUCCAACAUCCCCUAGCGUCCCAUCAUCCUAUCAACAGGCUGGCGGAGACAUGAACACUGAAAAACAUGCUGUUCAGUCAUCAACUGGUGAAGAGUAUAAUUUCCCAGACAAAUGGAUAUCGUUCAUACUCAACCUAUCUUCACUUUUCCCUAACCAUCCCGCGCAGUGCGUCGUUGAAAAGGUCGAUAGGCUAUGGGAUUGUGUUCUCCAUCGACUAACACUUGCUGGAGCUCAAAGUUUUAGUGCCUGGUGGAUUACAAAGGUGUUCUUUCAUGAAAUGUUGAUGUGGCAAGUGGAAAAAGGUGGUUUCAUGAAACACACUCCAGGAUCACUGCAAAUUUCUCUCGAAACAUCCGACUCAAAACCUCAACACCAUGCUCCAAGGCAAGGAAGCUUCUCAGUCCCAGUCAAGGAUGAGUCUUUUUCACUUUCGGAGAACCAGCACACCAACUCUCAUUCCAGGAUUUCUGGGUCUAGCACCUAUGGGCAAUCUUUAGAAACGAAUCUCGACGCCAGACCCACGAACGAGGUAUCAGCAUUAUCUGAAAGUAUGACGAGUCUUCACCCUACACAUCAUGACGACAGUGCUAUUGGUCUGGAAGAGGACUCUAUGCUAAUGACGGGUAAAUACGACAUUAUGGCGGAUGCAACAGAUGCUAAUGGCGAUGUUGUUGUUAUUUAA
Talaromyces proteolyticus is the source of this 2598-nucleotide messenger RNA. RefSeq lists its product as uncharacterized. Gene Ontology annotation, biological process: regulation of transcription by RNA polymerase II. Gene Ontology annotation, molecular function: RNA polymerase II cis-regulatory region sequence-specific DNA binding; DNA-binding transcription factor activity, RNA polymerase II-specific. The transcript is spliced from 4 exons. NCBI's taxonomy places the organism in Eukaryota, Fungi, Ascomycota, Eurotiomycetes, Eurotiales, Trichocomaceae. The coding region runs from base 1 to 2598 and encodes 865 amino acids. The record is from RefSeq and is a predicted model, not a curated record.